AUGACUGAAGUACAAACAUUCAUGCUCAACACACAAAUGAAUGCCCCCAGCGGGACUCGAACCAGCCCUACUCGAUUGCGACCGCUGGCACAGCAAGUAUCGUGCUUGGUUGCAAUCAAUGCAGUAGCGGGGAAUCCGCCUGCUUUGGUCUCUUACGCCGAGGUUGGCAGCAUUCCAAAUCCAAACUAUCAUUUCAACUACGCGGUGAACGACCCCUCGACUGGUGACAACAAAGCCCAGUGGGAGACGCGUGAAGGAGACGUUGUGAGAGGAGCCUACUCACUAGUGGAGCCCGACGGCAACGUACGAGUCGUAGAAUACACGGCGGAUCCAGUGCGGGGUUUCAACGCCGUUGUUAAACGCAGUGGACCGAAUGUACAUUCCGUAUCAGUGCCGGUCGCGGCGGUAGCGGCACCGGUCGCGGUUGCAAAACCCUUGUUCGAACCGGCCGUUGCUCCUAUCGCUCAGCAAAUUUACGAGCCCAACCUCGAUGAAUACGGUUUAAUCACAAAACCCAUUUACGAGCCAAUCGACGAUUACGGAGUCGCGCCUAUAGCUCCCAUUGAUGAUAUUGCGCCACUAAAAUCAUAUGAUUACGCACCAGCCCCAUGGGUUUCCCUCAGUGGCACGAGCUACGGAUCCAAAGGCAACAUAGUCCGCAGAUGGACUGCCGGCCCUAUAUCUUUACACGGCAAAACACUAACAAUUAAAACGAAGAAU
This is a messenger RNA of Brenthis ino (lesser marbled fritillary), 720 nucleotides long. Lineage: Eukaryota; Metazoa; Arthropoda; Insecta; Lepidoptera; Nymphalidae. The record is from the annotation of a GenBank genome assembly.